Messenger RNA from Daucus carota subsp. sativus, 1494 nucleotides. RefSeq lists its product as uncharacterized. The transcript has a single exon. NCBI's taxonomy places the organism in Eukaryota, Viridiplantae, Streptophyta, Magnoliopsida, Apiales, Apiaceae. Bases 1 to 1494 code for a protein of 497 amino acids. The record is from RefSeq and is a predicted model, not a curated record. Gene Ontology annotation, cellular component: mRNA cleavage and polyadenylation specificity factor complex. Gene Ontology annotation, molecular function: mRNA binding. Gene Ontology annotation, biological process: mRNA alternative polyadenylation.
AUGGACCCCAUGCCUGGAGAGAAAUCAAACUAUGAUCAAGAGGAAGAAUCCCAAUACAAACAACAAGGAGGUGGUGCAAUUUCUGCACCUGCAGAGGAUGCAUUGAUUGGUGAUGAUGAUGAUGAGUAUGAUGAACUCUACGGUGAUCUUAAUAUUAAAGAGGGUUUUCUUCAGCCUCAGCCUUCUGAGGCGCCUGGUCCAAAUGGGGCCGUGAAUGUGGCUCAGAAUGGUGAGAGCAGGCUCUUCGUGGGAGAGCUACACUGGUGGACUACUGAUGCGGAAGUUCAGAGUGUUCUAUCUGAAUAUGGGAGGGUGAAGGAGUUUAAGUUUUAUGAUGAAAAACGUAGUGGAAGAUCUAAGGGGUAUUGUGAGGUUGAGUUUUAUGACUCGGCUUCUGCUGCUGCUUGCAAAGAAGGAAUGCAUGGUUACAAUUUUAACGGGAGAGCUUGUACAGUGGAAUUUGCUUCUCCACAGACUGAAAGGCAGAUGGCUGAUGCUUAUAGGAACACAUCCCAAGUACGACCUCAAUCUCAAUCUCAGCCGCAAGGAAGGAGGUCUUUGAAUGACAAUGCAGUAAUAAUUACUUGCCGUACAAAUGAUCCUACCGGAGAUUUUGGAAGAGGCCGUGGGUUGCCGAGAGGAUCACAAGGAGGUGGAAAUUGGAGACACGGGCCUAACUGGGGCAUAGGUACCUCUACGAGGCCAAACAUGCCAAAUGCUCGGGGGUCUGUAGCUGGUGCAAGUUCUGGAGGUUUCAUGAAUCCACAUCCUAUGAUGGGUGCUGGAUUCGAUUCAAGCUAUAUGGGUCGAGGUCUUCCACGUCCGACUUUUCCAGGGAUAAUACCUCCUUUCAAUGUGAAUGCUCUGGACAUUUCUGGUGCAUUUCGUCCUGUGAAUCCUGGUUUCUUUGGCGGGGGAAUGGCUGCUUAUGGAAUGGGGAUGAUGAGAUUCGGAAAUGUCAGCAUGGCUGGACCUUCUUCAGGAAUGUGGAAUUAUGCAAACAUGGGUGGAGGGAGAGUACUGCAGCAGCAACUCAGCCAAAGCACAAGUGAUGAGUCGAGUUCUGCUAGUGAAGCAAACGCGGGGGGAGGGAGCCCGGAACAACACAGCCAAAGGACAAGUGAGUCGAAUAUUGAUACUGAAGUAAACACUGGUGGAGGGAGACCGGAGCAACGCGGCCCAAGGACGACAAGAGAGUCGAGUUUUGGUAGUGAAGCAAACACGGGUGGAGGGAGACUGGAUCCACGCGGCCAAAUGACAAGAGACUCGAGUUUUGAGUACAGAGAGCUCCGGUACAGGGACCGCCGCCAGUACAGGGAGGAAAGAGAUUAUUAUGACAACCACCGGGCUUACAGGGAUGAUCAUUAUGAUCGAGGACAAACUUCUGCCAGAUCUAAGGGCAAAUCACGUGUUAUGGAGGAGGAUCACGGAUCUCGUCCAGGGGAUUCUUACCAUGGCAAAAGGAGACGUCGGACUGAUGAUGAUGCAUUCUGA